Myxozyma melibiosi is the source of this 2317-nucleotide messenger RNA. RefSeq names its product putative iron transport multicopper oxidase precursor. The record is from RefSeq and is a predicted model, not a curated record. Gene Ontology annotation, molecular function: ferroxidase activity; copper ion binding. Lineage: Eukaryota; Fungi; Ascomycota; Lipomycetes; Lipomycetales; Lipomycetaceae. Gene Ontology annotation, cellular component: high-affinity iron permease complex. The coding region runs from base 298 to 2106 and encodes 602 amino acids. Gene Ontology annotation, biological process: reductive iron assimilation; cellular response to iron ion starvation. The transcript has 2 exons.
AAAAAAACAAGGUUUGCGGAGCGCGGCCCAUCUGAUUACUUUUGCGCGCAGAGUUAAUUCGUCGCAGGUCUUCCACCCGCGCUGGCUACGAGCAGUGCUACCGCUGGUCCUUAGUCUGAGUACCAGAGUUAAUCUUUCCAUCGCCAGGCCUGGCCUCUUCCUAUUGACCAAACCCUCGCAAGAACACUGACCACCUUCCCGGCUCUCCUCACGACAUAUAUCUAUUCCGCGUUCUGCCUUUGUUCGUUUUUCUCCCUCCCUCCCUCCCUCUCUCCAUCCCCCUCCCUCACACACACCAUGCGUCUCUCGACCAUCCUCCUCGGCGCUGCCACCGCGGCCGCCUCCGUCGCUGCAAAGACCGUCCAGUACGACUGGGUCGUCAGCACCGUCACCGCCAACCCCGACGACCUCUACGAGCGCGACGUCGUCGGCGUCAACGGCGCCUGGCCUCCCCCACCGAUCGUCGUCGAGAAAGGCGACCGUCUGAUUGUCAACAUGACAAACAAGCUCGACCAGCCGGCCUCCAUCCAUUUCCACGGCAUGUACCAGAACGGCACAAACGAGAUGGACGGCCCCGUCUUUGUCACCCAGUGCCCUGUUCCCUCGGGCUCGAACUUCAUCUACAACUUCACCGUCGACCAGGUCGGUUCGUACUGGUACCAUUCGCAUUACAAGGCGCAGUACGUCAACGGCUUCAGAGGUCCGCUUAUCGUCAAGGAUCCUGAUGAGCCUUGGGAUUACGAUGAGGAUGUUUACUUGACCUUGUCUGACUGGUACCACGACGAUGCAUUCUACCUUGUCAAGAACGAGUUCUUGACUCUUAGAAACCCCACUGGUGCCGAGCCCAUUCCUGACGCUGGUCUCAUGAACGACACCCAGAACGUCAAGUGGAAGGUGGAGCCCAACACCACCUACAAGCUGCGAAUCAUCAACAUUGGUGGUUUCGUAUCUCAGUACAUUUGGUUCGAAGGCCACGACUUUGAGAUCGUCGAGGUCGACGGAAUCUACGUCGAGAACCAGAAGGCGUCGAUGCUGUACGUGACCGUUGCGCAGCGCUACACGAUCCUGCUGACGACCAAGAACACCACCGACGAGAACUUCCCGUUCAUGAUUUCGUUUGACCUCAACAUGCUCGACAACCUGCCCGACACGCUGCAGUACAACACCACCGGCUGGCUCACCUACGACGAGGACGCAGACUUCCCGGACGCGGCGGUGAUCGACGAGUUUGACUUCUACGACGACUUCUACCUCGUCCCGCUCGAGAAGGAGGAGCCCUGGGAAGCCGAUACCACCAUCACCGCCACGGUUAUCAUGGACAACUUGGGCGACGGCGCCAACUACGCGUUCUUCAGCAACGAGACCUAUGUGGCGCCCAAGGUUCCCACCCUCAUGACCGUCAUGUCCGCGCCCGAGAACGAGUCGACGAACGCGUGGAUCUAUGGCUCGAACACGAACGCACACGUGCUCGAGUACGGCGACGUUGUCGAGAUCGUGCUCAACAACGGCGAUACCGGUACCCAUCCUUUCCAUCUCCACGGUCACGCGUUCCAGGUCAUCGAGCGGUCGAACGCGUCGGACUCGGACGACGACUUCAUCACCUACGACGCCUCGAACCCGGGCAUCAUCAACGAGUACCCGAUGCGCAGAGACACGCUCUACCUGCGUCCUAACGGCUACUUUGUCAUCCGCUUCAAGGCCAACAACCCGGGCGUCUGGUUCUUCCAUUGCCAUAUCGAGUGGCAUUUGGAGCAAGGUCUCGCAAUGACCUUGAUCGAGGCCCCCACCGAAAUCAGAGAACGGAUCACGAUCCCCGACGACCACUGGGCGGCCUGCAAGGCCGGCGGAUACUCGUACGAGGGCAACGCUGCCGCAAACACAGAAAACUACUUUGAUCUGACCGGCGAGGCCGUGCAGCCGGACCCGCUCCCGGCGGGAUUCACGGCGCGCGGAAUCGUCGCGAUGGUGUUUUCGUGCGUGUCGGCGUUCUUGGGCAUGGGCUUCAUUACCUGGUACGGUAUGUCUGAGCUCAAGACGACGGAGCAUGAGGUCGCGCAGGUGAUGGGAGAGAUCCCGCUCGAUGACGAGAGCGGUGAGUCCAAGUAGACUCUCUCUUUUUUUUUUUUGCCUCGUGUACACCAUUGUUUCUGAGCGUUUUCUUUUUUUUCUGUAAUUCAUAAUUCUUUUCUGGUUUUUUAAUGGCUAGUUUGCUACUCCGUAAAACUUGGUUCUUUUCUCUAUCUUUUUCUCUUUCUAUUUGUUAAUGACGAUUUGUUCAUAUCCAGAGUAUAAUAUUAUUAAUCACAACCAACUAAAC